AUGUCCACUGUGAUUCCUGCUACAGCCUUAAAUGCUGAAUAUGGCUGCCCGGUGCAGCUGGCCCGCUCCUUGCAGGCAGCUCAUCUCCAGGUGUGUCCAGCCAGCGUGGUGUGUUGCUCCAUGGAGUGGAACCGCUGGCCGACUGACGACGCCCAUUCUCAUCCAAGCACAGAGCUGCAUAAAAACCUGGUGAAAGAAAAAGAGCAUGGAGGAUGUCUGGACCUAGCCAUAGCCCUGAAAGACCAGGACCAUCUGUUUCACUCCAUGAAAAUGAGGAAACUGUUUCCUGAGCUCAUCCAGACUGUGGAGAAGGAGGAGAAAGAGGAAGAGAGGAGGGAGGAGGAAAGGAAGAAGGAGAAGCAGAGGCAAAAAAAGGCUGCCUUAGAGAAGGAGGAGGCAGAAAUAGUGGCAGCAAAGAAAGCUCGUGCUCACAUAUGGGAGCCUUCUUUCUUGUAUAACAUUCAUAUUCCUGAUGAACAAGAAGAUGAAGAUGUGGAUGAGGAUGAGGCUGAGGUUGAGGUUGAACAUGAGCGGGAGCUAACUCAGGAGGAGAGGAAUGCUCUUGCCAGGGCACCGGUAAUGAAUGCUGAUUCGUUAGAAAACUACAAUGUAUGGGAACGCAUGUUCAGUAUGGAGAUGGGCGGCUGCAGAGAAGCUGCAGGGACAGCUGUUGCUGGCAGUGGUCAGAGAGCGGCUAAAGGAAGAGGUAAAAGCCUGGGCACGCUGACAGAAAGAGAAGACACAGCAGAUAGCUGUAUGGGUGAAACAGCAUCCAGCACCUGCACACAGGUGAGCAGUGCCUGCAAUGGUCCCUCCACAUCCUCCUCCUGUCUCACUGGCAAACAGAAGAAGAUGGAUUUUUUUUAUGGACAAAUGGAGCCAAGGAAAAUUAAUACUGUGCGAACCUAUAAAACCCCAACCAGCUUCACUGCCAAGCAGGGCCGCAUCCGCAACCCUGGUUUCUACAAGAGGAAAAGCCAGGCUGUGGAUACUAGUGACCUGGGGGUGUCACCAGAGGAGAUGCCAGUGUGGGAGGAAGUUCAGGCUUCUCUGCUGUGCUCCCUGGAGAACGAGCAAAGGGGUCACCUCAUUGCAGAGAGGCUGUGCACAGACAGUCUGUUACAGGAUGAAGGCACACAGACCUACAACUUCCUGUCUGCUCCUUUCCGGAGAAACACGUCGCUGGCUGACCUGACUGCUGCAAAACCACUGGAGCUGCACCUUCAGCUACAGGUGGAGAGUGUCACCAGUCGACACCACAAGGCCAGCUCCGCCUUCACCUUCUUCUGUGGACACACGUUCCAGCGCCUUGAAUAUGGCAAACAUUACAAGAAUGUCCACAGUGACAUCCAGAUGUGUGUGAAUGGAUGGUUCGAGCAGAGAUGCCCCUUGGCGUAUCUGGGCUGCACCUACAGCCAGAAGAGGUUUCAGCCCUCCACACACGAAGCCACUGUCAACUUCAAUGAAGAUCUGGGCUGCCUUAGGCUGCAUCCCUCCAUCACAGUCUCACUGUGUGAAGCCUCGCAGCUAUCUAGGAGCUCAGUGGGCUCUUCCUCCGACCAGAGGAAGCGAGGAGGUCAGGCAGGAGGAGGGGAGGACUCUCUGAGCUCACUGCCGUACGAGGUCCUGUGCCACAUGGCCAGUUUCCUGGACAGUCUGUCCCUGUCCCAGCUAGCUCUGGUGUCCCGGCUCAUGAGGCAGGUGUGCUCGUCUCUGCUGCAGGAGAGAGGGAUGGUCACCCUCCACUGGGAGAGGAAGACCUACUCACACGGUGGAGCCAAGUGGAGGGUGAAGCAGAAGGUUUGGCACUUCAGCACCUUGUUCUCUCCUGUGGACACUUGGUGCUUCAGCAACACAGCAUCUAUUUCAGAGCACCUAAAGGUGUGCCCCUACUAUGACAGGGAGUCCAGAAUGGAGAGGAUUCACCUACCGUAUUUCAGAGACAAAAUCCAAACCGAUACAAGCUGCAAAGGACCCACUCUGGUUCGUUUGUUCCAGCAGAAGAAGAUCACGAUAUAAUGUAAAGCACGGACACUGUUGCACACUGUCACCUGUCACUAUAAAACAGCUAGAUAGUGACUCCAUGUCAUCCCAUCCUACCAGGGGCAUUAUCCCUUCUGUUUAUCGCUCUCUUCGUGUUUCUUGGUGCUGCUGCGCACUUUCUUUAAAAAUUGAGGAGAAACUGCCAUAAAAAUAGUGAGUUCUGAGUUCUGGGACAAGUUUUAUGCGAGAGCACACCAUAUGUGACUUAAAGAGAUUUGUUCCUACGUUAAGAAAAAAACGAGCUGUUCUGAUAUAGUUUGUUCAUACAUUUGCAAUGCACUUACAAAGUUUAGACACCAUAUAAAAAGUCUGGAAUGAGUGAAUGAACAUGAAUAGUACAUGUGCUAUAUAUAUAAUGAUGAAUAACCUAUUAUGUCAUAAGGCAGGCAUGAAUUUAAAGUGACCAGACACUGUUAAACACUCAGCACAAGAUGAACAACAUAAUAAAAAUG
Molecule: messenger RNA, 2495 nt
Organism: Monopterus albus (swamp eel)
Lineage: Eukaryota; Metazoa; Chordata; Actinopteri; Synbranchiformes; Synbranchidae
Product: F-box only protein 40-like
Exons: 5
Coding region: 1-2019 (672 amino acids)
Cellular component (GO): cytoplasm
Molecular function (GO): ubiquitin protein ligase activity; protein binding; zinc ion binding
Source: RefSeq, a predicted model, not a curated record